Messenger RNA from Tetrahymena thermophila SB210, 255 nucleotides. RefSeq lists its product as hypothetical. The transcript is spliced from 2 exons. The record is from RefSeq and is a predicted model, not a curated record. NCBI's taxonomy places the organism in Eukaryota, Ciliophora, Oligohymenophorea, Hymenostomatida, Tetrahymenidae.
AUGUUAUAAUAUACUAUAUCUAGGUCAAAUAACAGUCAUAAUUUCAAUAAUUAUUAAUUUCUUUUGGAUAAUCCACAAUAAAAAUACUGUAAACUUCCUAUAAUAAGACCCCCCACCACAUCGCCUAAUUUAGAAAAAAGGGGGUCUUUAUCUUUCCAAAAAAAUAUGGGGUCUUAUAGUAGGGGAGGAUCUUAAUAUAGAGAGUAGUAUACAGUAUAUAUGCUUAUUUCAGCUUUAUCAAGAUUUCAAAGCUGA